AUGAGUUAUUCAACGUCCAACAAGGUCUUGUCCCUCGAGGAUUACACCUUGGAGAAGCCGGGCUCGACCUUCAAGGUGGUGGAGAAGCCCGUCCCCGAACCGAGUCAAGGGGAGGUCCUGGUCAACAUCACACUGCGACCGGUGAAUCCCGCCGACAUCUUUUCCAUUGGCGGUGUCUACCCAGGCUUCACCCCGGCCUCCCUCCCCGCUGUGGUGGGAUUGGAUGGAGUAGGCGUGGUCGUGAAAAACGGUCCUGGCGCCACUGCCUUCGAGCCAGGGACGCGCGUCGUGGCGGCUCCUUGGCCCACGAAGACGGGCAAUGGCACGUGGCAGCAGUAUGUAACGCUUCCAGAGGCCGCGCUGCAGCCUGUGCCAGAGGGGCUCAGCGAUGAGGCGGCCAGUCAGUUCCUUGUCAACCCCGUGACUGUCUAUGGGUUUGUCAAGACGCUGGAGACCGACAACCUGAUCAAGAACGGCUGGAUCGUGUCCAAUGCGGCAGGCUCUGCGCUGGGCCGCAUGUUCAUCACAUACGCCAAGCACAAGGGUCUGAAGACCAUCGCUCUGGUCCGGCGCGAGGCUCUGCGCGAGGAGCUGCUGAGCCUGGGGGCCGCGGCGGUGAUUGUCACCGGCGAGGGCGUGGAUGUCGAGGCCGAGAUCAAGAAGGUCACCGACGGCGAGGGCGCCGACGCUGCCUUUGAGUGUGUGGGCGGCGAUGUCUCUGGCAUCGUCAAGGGCCUCCGGCAUGGAGGGGCCCUGAUCGUGUACGGCGCCAUGGCGGAGUUCACCUUUACUGCCGGCAUCCCCGACAUUCUGUUCAGAGCCGUGAAAGUACGCGGGUUCUGGCUCUCAGACUUCUUGGCCGAGACCCCAGCGAAGGAGAGGGCCACGGUCGUGCGUGAGGUGUUUGAGGGGAUGCUGGAGGGCACUCUGGCCAUUCCCCCUGGCGGCAAGCACUUCUCCCUGGAGGACGUGCAGGAGGCCAUCGCGGAGGCCACGAAGCCUGGACGGGGUGGCAAGGCCUUCCUCAGGGGCUGA
Molecule: messenger RNA, 1035 nt
Organism: Auxenochlorella protothecoides
Lineage: Eukaryota; Viridiplantae; Chlorophyta; Trebouxiophyceae; Chlorellales; Chlorellaceae
Product: putative trans-2-enoyl-CoA reductase, mitochondrial
Exons: 5
Coding region: 1-1035 (344 amino acids)
Molecular function (GO): oxidoreductase activity
Source: RefSeq, a predicted model, not a curated record